Messenger RNA from Fraxinus pennsylvanica, 468 nucleotides. NCBI's taxonomy places the organism in Eukaryota, Viridiplantae, Streptophyta, Magnoliopsida, Lamiales, Oleaceae. The record is from the annotation of a GenBank genome assembly.
AUGGCUCCAUUCCUCCAAAAUGAAUUGCCUUUGAACGAGAACGAUUCACAAGAAAUGGUACUUCAUGAAGUUCUUAACGAGGCCAGUGCCCUCAGAAGCCCAGUUUUGCCCCGAAGAAACGCCGUCCAGGUGGCUCAUUCCAUAAAAAAGAAGCACUAUAGGGGCGUGAGGCGGCGUCCAUGGGGAAAAUACGCAGCAGAAAUUCGUGACUCCACCCGACAUGGUGCGCGUAUAUGGCUUGGAACUUUCGAAACUGCUGAAGAAGCUGCUUUGGCUUAUGAUAGUGCGGCGUUCAAGAUGAGAGGGUCUAAAGCUCUCCUUAAUUUUCCACCGGAUAUAGUAGUGGCUGCAGCAUCAACUCUUAGAGUAGAUGAACAGAAUUUAAGGACAAACGGCUGUUCUUCAAGUUCGAAUAGUGGAUCCAUUGAUCAUUCAACUGAUGAAAAGGAAAGGGUUUCGAUUACAUAG